Anarrhichthys ocellatus (wolf-eel) is the source of this 10227-nucleotide messenger RNA. RefSeq names its product MAM domain containing glycosylphosphatidylinositol anchor 2a (gene mdga2a). Gene Ontology annotation, biological process: homophilic cell-cell adhesion; synapse organization. Bases 971 to 3868 code for a protein of 965 amino acids. The record is from RefSeq and is a predicted model, not a curated record. Gene Ontology annotation, molecular function: protein binding; axon guidance receptor activity. The transcript is spliced from 18 exons. NCBI's taxonomy places the organism in Eukaryota, Metazoa, Chordata, Actinopteri, Perciformes, Anarhichadidae. Gene Ontology annotation, cellular component: neuronal cell body; plasma membrane; axon.
UGAGCGAAGCCUCCCAUACAGAUGAGCGCUGGAAGCCACGCACCUCUUGACGUAGCCACAGACCGGCUGCGGUGCCACUCGGUCUCCGUAGCACGUAUUGCGCAACGUGACUGAUGCUCAACUGACUUCGCGACGGGCACAUCCGGCUCCCCCCCCUGUCGCGUGAAUUCAUUAAGAAAGUGGUCUCAUAACGCUGAGGCAACAGCGGGCAUCGCCGAGGCGCUGUGGAGGAACCAUCCGCCGCUCCUCGCCGUACUGGACCCUCCCCUUGUCAUUGCCACCGGGAGAGAUGAAGCAGAGCGCGCGGCGUCGGGGUGCAGUCGUGAUGUGACUGUGUGAGCGCACGAGCCUCCAACUGUGGUAUCGGAAGCCUGACGGCCGCCUUACAAGGUGGGAACUGAAAAUUUGACAAUGUGCGCGUGUGUGUGUGUUUUUUUGUGAAUCAUGAGGUGAUGGCUUCGUUUGACAGCACGCAGUCAACGCAGCAGCUGCAUCCGCGGAGCGAGCCUUGACCACAGCUGGAUUUUGAGGAGCUAUGUCCGUGGGCACCGAGCCUCCGUCUGCCUGUAGUCGACAGCACCAGUGUGCCCCCUCGGUUUGGUGCCUCGGGGGUCUCCGCUAAAGUCCGGGGGAAACACAGCGCACCUGGAGACGCGGUUGUCUGUUUUAAGGCCGGGCUUUCUGCAGCCCACUCCCCCGCGCCUGCUCGCUUUUCCCCGCAGCCUCCGCGGCGUCUCUGCGCCGCGAGCGCUUCCGCGUCCCGACUACAUGGCAGCGGACAUCAAAACAAUCACAGCCUGAGUGUGUUCGCCUCCUGCGGACCGUACAUACCUUCGCAGCUAAUACCGAGACUAAAUUAAUCGACGUGUGGGAAUCGCAGCGGCGCCGUUGUCUAUGCGCCUCAGUUACACCGCCCCGGAAAGGACUUCUUGCCAUUGAGAGGAGGAUAUGCAGAGAUUAACGUGAGAGGAUGGAUCUAAUUAUCUGUGUUUUGGGGCUGCUGGCGCUGGUCGUGGAGGGCAUCCGUUGCCAAGGAGUGUACGCGCCUCCGACCGUCCGCAUCAUACACUCGGGGCAUGCUUGUAAUGUUGAAGAGGAGAGGCACACGGAGAGGGUCUACACCAUCAGAGAGGGAGAGACCCUGGAGCUCACCUGUCUGGUGACGGGGCAUCCUCGACCACAGAUCCGAUGGACCAAGACAGCAGGCAGUGUGUCGGACCGCUUCCAGGACUCCAGUGUGUUCAACGAGACGUUGCACAUCACAAAGAUCCUGAGGACCCAGGGAGGUCGCUACUACUGCAAGGCUGAGAACGGCCUUGGAUCCCCGGCUAUCAAGUCCAUCAGGGUGGACGUCUACUACCUUGAUGACCCGGUGGUGACGGUGCACCAGAGUAUAGGAGAAGCUAAGGAGCAGUUCUACUAUGAGAGGACCGUGUUUCUGCGCUGCGUCGCCAAUUCCAACCCGCCCGUCCGCUACAGCUGGCAUCGUGGGAGGGAGGUCCUGACGCAGGGCUCGGACAAGGGAGUGGAGAUCUACGAGCCGUUUUUCACUCAGCAGGGGGAAACGAAGAUUUUGAAGCUGAAGAACCUGCGUCCUCAGGACUACGCCAACUACAGCUGCGUCGCUUCUGUCAGAAAUGUGUGUGGGAUCCCUGACCGCAGUGUUAUCUUCAGACUCACCAAUAAGACAGCCUCGCCGUCCAUCAAGCUGCUGGUUGAGGAUCCUAUCAUCGUUAAUCCUGGCCAAACGGUGUCCUUGGUGUGCAUCACCACAGGUGGAGAGCCGCCCCCCAUUCUCGCCUGGAUCAGCAGUAAUGACAGCCUGCCACAAAGGAGCGUGGUGAAGGGGGGCACGCUCACCCUUCCAGCCAUCAGCUCAGAUGAGUCGGGGGUCUACAGCUGCGUUGCCAGCAACAACGUGGGAAACCCGGCCAAGAAGUCCACCACCAUUGUGGUGCGAGCUCUGAAAAAGGGGCGAUUCUGGAUCACGCCUGACCCCUACCACAACGACGACAACAUCCAGAUCGGACGUGAAGUCAAGAUAUCUUGUCAGGUGGAGGCGACGCCGCCAGAGGAGCUGACUUUUAGCUGGCUGAAAAAUGGCCGUGGCCUGCGGAGCUCAGAGCGAAUGGUCAUCACCCAGACGGACCCCGACAUCUCCCCCGGGACCACCAACCUGGACAUCAUAGACCUCAAGUUCACCGACUUCGGCACGUACACCUGCGUGGCCGCGCUGAAGGGAGGGGGCAUCCCUGAGAUCAGCAUUGACGUCAACAUCUCUUCCACAACUGUCCCUCCUCUGUUUUUCUCUUUCUUAGUUCCCCCCAACCUGACAGUCCCUCGGGGCAAGUCCCCCCUGGUGGCCCGCGAGGGUGACACAGUGGAGCUGGAGUGCCUUGUUUCAGGAAAGCCCAAGCCCAUCAUCUUGUGGUCGCGGGCCGAUAAGGAGGUGCCCAUGCCGGACGGCAGCAUGCAGAUGGAGAGCUACGAUGGUGUGCUGCGUAUUGUUAAUGUGUCCAGGGAGAUGACGGGCUCGUACCGCUGCCAGACCAGCCAGUUUAAUGGGUUCAACGUGAAGCCCCGGGAGGCCAUGGUGGAGCUGAUCGUACAAUACCCUCCGACGGUGGAGCCGGUUUACAUGGAGAUGCGUCAGGGCCUUGGGAGGCCUGUGGUGAUGACCUGCAGGGUGCUGCGAGCCCACCCUUCCCGUGUGCUGCGAUUCGAGUGGCUCCUAUCAAACCGGCUGCUCCACGCCGGAGCCUUUGACGCCCAAAGAGACGAGACGGAGUACACCAUCCGCAGCCUGAAUCGAGACGGCUGGGGGGAGUACACCUGCAAUGUCAUCAACGAGGCGGGAGCAGGCAAAUGCACCUUCCAGGUUACAGGCAAGGCCUACCCUCCAGAGUUCUACUACGAUACCUACAGCCCUCUGUGGCAGAACAGGCCCAGAGUCUACGGCUUCAAGCUCCAGUGGACCCAGAUGAACCCCAACGCUGUGGACCGCAUCGUCGCCUACAGACUCGGCAUCAGACAGAUGGGCUUGCAGCGCUGGUGGGAGCAGGAGAUCCCUGUGGACGGAGCAAUCAACAAAGGAGAGCUCAUGACGCACAACCUGACGGAGCUCAUAAAGCCUGAGUCCUACGAGGUGCGCCUCACUCCCAUCACGCGUUUCGGAGAGGGUGACUCCACCAUCCGGAUUGUCACAUACAGCGCUCCCAUCAACCCUCACCUGAGAGAGUUCCACUGCAGCUUUGAGGAGGAGCCUAUCUGCAUGUUCACCCAGGACAAGAAUGAUGAUUUUGAUUGGACGCGACACAGCGCCGCUACCCGCGAUACCAAGUACACGCCCAACACCGGGCCCAGUGGCGACCGCACUGAUUCUAAGCAGGGUUUCUACAUGUACAUUGAGACAUCAAGGCCACGGAAGGAUGGGGAGCAAGCACGGCUCAUAAGUCCAUUUUUCAACGUAGCCCCUAAAAACCCUUACGGUAUCACCAACCCACCUGCCUACUGCUUCGGCUUCUUCUACCACAUGUAUGGAAAACACAUAGGAACACUAAACGCCCUCCUGAAACAGAAGGGCCAAACGGCCUCCGAGGGUCCCGUGUGGUCGUUAAAUGGGAACCAAGGUGACCGCUGGAAGCAGGCAAAAGUUAGCAUCCAUCCGACAGCAUCCUUCCAGGUGGUACUCGAAGGCAUCCGAGGACCAGGCAUCGAGGGUGACAUCGCCAUCGAUGAUGUCACGCUGGAGGAAGGGGAGUGUCGAGACCCGCCGCCCAAUCUCAGCGCUCAGGCUCCGUCCACGUCCUCCCAUAUAUGGCUGCUAUGCAUCACCUUGGUGAUGACCCUCCUGGAAGGUCAGAGGUGACCCUUCUCUCCGUCACCUCAGAGGCGAAUAUUCAGACCCACCGUCUGUGAACUGUACCCUCGGCAUCCAAUCACCAAAGAUUCAUGCAUCCUGAAAGCAGCAGGGGUCCCCUGCCAGACCUCGGAGGGACCGAAAUUAAUGAAAGAGAGAAAAAAAUCGUGAUAAAAAAAGUUCCACAAAAAGUAAUAAAGAAGAUGCGCAAUUUUUUUUAAAGAGACCACUUUUACAGAAACAACUCCUCGGUGCAGGACUCUGGACAUCUUUACGAGCACAAAGACAGGUGGGUGACGAAUGCGCCUGGAAUUUGCCGAAAGAGUUCACAAGCGUCGAAGGAGGACGGACAGUUUGUAAAGCACAAGAACAAUUUUAUGAAGUUAUGAAAAUAUCGCUAGAAGGCGGCAGAAUAUAGACACUGCUGACUUUUUGAAGAGGAAAUAGCAUUUCCCUGCUUACAAAUACAUGGAAUCAGACCUUUCUCUGUGUAUCUUUAUCUUCAUUUUCUCGCACCAGAUGCCAAUCACCGACACUUGUUUUUCACUCUAGUCCGGCCUCAAGUCACACCUUGGCAUUUCUUUAUCUGCUUGGUGCUGAACUGUAGAAAAACAAGGACUUUGGCAACAUUUAGUUCCGUCUGCUUACCCCCCCCCCCCUGUAGCUGCCUAUGUAUCUAUUAACACUGUGCUCACGAGUCCAAGUGGCCAACCGAGGGUAGGGUGGCAGAACAAUGACUGCAGGAGGAAUCAGCGGAGGUGUAGACAGCUGGACUGGAGGGCAGAGAGAAGGUCAAGCUCAGGAGCUGACAUGAGAGGGAGAGGUGGAAGGAGAGCAGAGAGGAGGGAGAGGAGGGACAGGCAGAGAACAGACAAAGGUCCGAUUAGUGAGGCCCGACUCGAAUAUUCAGUCGGCGGUCCGCCUGUGGAACAGAAGCCACUUUACUUUCUGCCAUGAAACAAAGUGCCUUCAGAUUACAAACCGAAUCGUGAGCCUGGGUGUUAAUCAACAUCGAACACAUCUCUGUUCAUGUUUCCUCUGAUGGGCUAUUUUCUACAUGUUUCUUUUGCCCCACAAGUGCUGACGGGAGAGGGCAUGCGUGUUCAGAGGGAGCAUGGGGUUGUGCUCCACCCGGAUUUAACUCCUGAUGGGACAGUUGCUUGUGUGUUUGUGUGCGUGCAAGUGUGUGUGUUUGUGUGUGUGCAUGCGCCUAAGCCUUUGCCUAUGCCUACGCGUAGUUCAAUGUGAGGGCAGCUGACCAGGCAGUGCUGGCAGACCAGGUUUGGAAACAAUUUGGAUGAAAACAGCGGCGACGGUGGCAGUGAGGCUCUGGCUCUUUUUUUUUUUUUUUUUUUUUUUUGCAGAAAGACGAGAUCAUACAGGAGGAUGAAGACACUUCAUCGAAUGAAUACCCCACUCUCUCUUCCCAUAAUUCUCCUUCCCCGCGGGCGAGCAUUUUUUAAACAAAAGAACAACUGCUGAAUAAAACAUUGCGUUGUACAGGGAGCAGAGCAGGAACUUUGGGACCGCAGGCUCUUCAUUAGGGUGACAUGCCUCGCCCCUGUCCUCCACCAUUUAUAUGGAACAAUAUGAGAAUAAAAGAUAAUAAUGACCAUAAUAAUAGUCAUGAUAUUUUAUUACUCUAGCGAGAAUGUUUCUCUGCUUUUACACAAACUGUGAAGAUUGACUGUGGAAGAUCUACCUGAGACCAUAACCUUAACCAGCGGGGUUUUUGAAAAAUGUAUUGUAAAAAAGAGAAAAUAAGAAAAUGAAAAAUUCCGUUCAUCGUUGGUUAUGACAAAUGUUUUGAGGACUUGUGUCUUGUUUCUUAUUUUUUUCCGUUGAAGAUGAAUUAACUUCCUUUCUCUUCUUGUUGUCUCCCUUUGCAUUGCUUAAGUAUCAAAGCUGAUGGAAGCAUAAGAAGUAAACCAAUUUGGUAACUGUAUAACUUGUAAAUGUUAAAGAAGCUCUAUUCAAAGGUUUAUGAUAAAUGUUUUAUGUUGGAGUACAGGAAGCACAACAUACAGUUCAAGGUCUCAACAUAUAAAAUCCAUUUUAUAUUUCUCUGCACAUGCUGACCUACUCCCGCAGGAUUUCCAACCCAAGUCCACAUUUAACAGCAAACUGAUCCUUUUUUUUUUUUACUUGUUACAUUCAUAUUUAUCGUGCAACCAGAACACUAGAGGACAGAAAGGGAAGCCGGUCAAGAGUAUAAAGGAAAUCUUUGUGAAUGCGGACUGGGUUGAGGUUUGGUUUGGUGUUGUGGUUGCUCAGCAUAUGUAGCCUCUUCAGUGGAAGCCUGGGCUGGUCUGAGUGGGUCAUGUACAUGUGUGAGCAUAAAGCUGUGUACAAAAGAUGCGAUAAAGAACUGACACGUGUAAAGAAGAUUAAAAAAAACAGCAGAAUGAUGAGCAUUUCAGGGCAUCCAGAUAAUACCAUUAUAGUCUAAAUGAUAUUAUUACAGAGACAUUAUCACAGCUAUUUUCUGCUAUUCCUUUCUUGAGUUUCUUAUUUUAUUUUUAUUUCCAUAAGGCCCAGAUCAUAAUGAAUGUAAAUGGAGUUCUGGGGCGAGUUCUUUUCUAACAGUCUUACUAGAUGUAAUGUUUUACUAAAACAUAUGUUUUUUGUGUGCUUUUGAUGAGAACUUUCAGACUUUCAUAGGUUGUUUUGGACACAUCAAGAACAUGAAGUUCGUCUGACUUUGACACAAUUUCCAAAAAAUACAAACUCAGAUGAAAUAUCCAUUAGCUAGUUGCUGUAUCCUCCUGUGGUAUAGCAAGUAAUGAAAAGUGCCAAAGUGCCCCGUGCAGUCAUCACUGUUGCUAAGUCUGGAUACGAGUUCCUUCAGAUAUUUUGGUAACUGUUCCUUUUACUGCCACCCUCAGCACCUGUACUCAUGUAACAGCAGCUACACCUUAGUACAGUACGUGAGUGAUUCAAAGUUACAGCUGGAUUUAAAUGAAAGAACGCAUUUGGUGUUGGUUCAACUUUUUUAAAGUAGUUGUUUGACUUUUUGGGGAAUGAGCUUUUUCACUUUCUUGCUGAAAGCUGGUUAGCUUAGCUUAGCACAAAGACUGUAAACAAGGGGGAACUGUCUCCAAAGGUAACGAAAAGCAAAUAAGCAUACUGCUCCAAAAUUUGAGCUUCUAAAUAACAGCCUGAGUUUGCAAAAUCCCUUCUGUAUAUUUGCCAUACUUUGAAAUUAGUUUUGUGUUUGUUGGAAUUAUAUCAGCAUGAGCCUUUCAAAAACAGACCUGAAUGGAAAACCAGAUUUGUAUCCUGCUUUUGUGUUGUAUAUUAUUAAACUCUGGGUACCUUCAUCUGCAAAACUUCCAUCUGUGUGAAGGAAGUAUUAUCAAAUUUUCCCAUAACUGCUCAAAUUGGACAGCAAAAGGAACCAUUGUUUGUUUCCGUGGUACUACAGCUCUCACCACAUCCUUUAUUUUUCAUUUCUGUGCAAUUCACGCACCCUGUGUGAGCCUCUGCCCUUUGUGUGUACGUGAGUUGUGAGUCUGGCGAGUAGCUUACACUCAGCUCUGCUCUUUAUAUUGAUAAAAGUCCGCUAAGCUACUUCAAAGUACAAUUGAAGGGGAUUAACGGUAUUUGAAUAUGUAAACAGCGGCGUGUUUACUGACUUUAUUUCUGGACGAUUAGAGGCGUCUGUAGUUGCGGUAGGUGUGCUCAUAAACUAACGAGGGGAAAUGGGUUUGAGGUAUUUGUAGCUUCUGAUUAGUUUGGGGGUGCUGGAGCUGAAUGUGUCCAUGUGCGCCAAGAGUUCCAUCAAGGCAUUUUGUGUGUGUUGUUUUUCCCACCGGCACACACAGUAUUAGAUGUUUCUCACACCAGACACUUACGUUUGACACUUUGUGCGAGGGUUUUGCAGUGGUGAUGAUAGUGCCAUGAAUUUUAAUAGAGGGUUACAAAAACUAAAGUGACUAUCUUUUUCUUCUCUUUUCUUCUCGGUAGACCGCUCCAGGAAUCUAUUAAGUCCAGUACCUCAAACCUCUUUCAUGAUAAUAUAAAAUGUAAAAGUCUCUAUUUAUGAUAUCGUAUGGGUACUGCAAUCUGAUUGUCCAGUAAUGACUACUGCGUUCUCAAAUAGAGCACGGCAUUAGUGCAGACAAAAGCAUUUAAGUUUGCCACUUUUGUUUGCUGCCCCCCCCCCACUACCCAAACCUCCACCUCAUGUGCUAUAUUUUCUGCUGUUGUUGAUUACACAACGUUUUAACCUCCAUGUCAUUAUUACGAGCGGAUUAAUUUACCCAGCAGAGUCCAUGCUGCUGUUCAGAGUCGUUCAGAGCUCGUUCAAACAGAAGAGCCUUCUCCAUCAAGUAGAACUGUUUGCUAUAAAUAGUCGAUUUGUUUGAUUUAAGUGUUAAAGUUUAGAUAAAACCUCUGGAAAGAACAACGCGAAAAAUGUACCAUCAAAUUCAGUCAAGACAAGUAAAGCUCAAAUACUAAAGCUGGCAGUUUUGACAAAUACUAACAUUAUACAUGAGGUGUUUGGGUCAGUUGCAUUGGUUUGCAUUACAUAGUACCGGUCACAGUAUACACUUGCCUUUUCCUUUGUACCACCGCUAAAAACACAAGUCAAUCGUUAUUGCAUGGGGAAAGGCAACAACCAUUUGGGAGGAGGGAAGUACAUUUUACGGAGAGAAAUCGUGUUUUGUUUUUUUAAAUGCAGGUCCACCUUCCUUACUGAGAAAAUGUCACGUUUGAGUUGAUGCCUUUGUGUAGCAUUAAUGACGGGGUGCACGUUGGUCUUGAACUGAGAAGGACCAAGGAAACAAACAAGGUCUUGACUCAAUGCUGUUACAUCCUUUGUGAAAAUUGACAAAUACACAAAGGAAUUAUGCAGUUGUGGAUGAAUGUACCCGGUGCUUACAUUAAUACCAUUAAAAUGGAGGCACUGUAGCAUGAAAGGAUGUGGUCUGUCAGGGUUUGUGCAGGCUGUAGAUUGAACAUAAUUGGUGCAACAUGCAGCGUGCUGAAACUUUCCCAGGUUCUGUGGUGAAUUUGAUUAAACCUAUCCAUGCGAGUUGAACCAUGACCAGUUGCUAUGUGAGGAAAUGUAAUUUAAAACAAAGUAUUGCCUUAAUUCCUAGAAAGUGCAUACUUUGUAAUAUUAUAACCCACAAGUGGAAAAGUUGUGGCUUGAAGUCAUUUCUGUUAUGCUGCUGUAAUGUAGUUUCUUGAAAGGUGUUUUUUCAGCUGUAACUUUCACAUUUUACUAACUUGGUUACAGCUAUAAUUACCUGGUAAAGUGUUAGUCUUACCAUGUAUUUUAAUUUUUUGAUACCUAGUGCUUCAAGGGUCUCUAAAAGGAACAGUCCCAACAUUUCUUAUUGAGUGGAAAUGUUCUCAUUUUCUGUUCAACCUAAGAAGGGCUUUGUCACAUUGUGCCAUUCAUCGCGCUAUUUUAGCACCCUGAAUAACCAUUCAGUUCCACUAGCGUGAUAUAAUUCCAACCGGUAGCCCCAGUUAUCACUAAACACACCCUGCUUUAUUGAUUAAGCAAAGAAAAUUGGUGCCAACAGUGGGGGAGGGAGCUUUGUGGUUAGGUGCGACCAGAAACGUCAGAAUUGGCAGUCGCAUUGAAUUUGGCAGUCAGAAAAGUGUUCUUAUGAGGGUCUCAAAUAGGAACAAAAUGUCUGUUGUAUUAAACCUGAAACAUUACCACUGUGUUGAAUGUGUUUUCGAGAGUAAAAUAGCCGUCUUAAUGCGGUGAGUUUCUUUCACUUUCACACAGUGGCUAUGGCUGUAGUGAGGGACUUCUCGACAGGAGGCUGACUGCAGUCUCACUAAAUAACUGGGAGAGGUAGACACAUCUCAGAGAUCUCAUUUUACUCUGUCAGGGAAGGAGCAGUAUGCCGCUAUUUGAUGGCAUGGCUGCUGAGUGUGACAACUUUACCAGUGGGGAAACUGCCACCUCUUGGUACUUUAUUGUUUCCCGUGUUGGAGUGAAUCUCCCUACUUCUCGAUGGAAUCACAGGCCAGGCAGGAGCAGCAGCAUGACUGCUCGCACACAGACUCCAUUUUUACUUGUCCAGUUAUUUACCAUCGGUGCAGCAGGAUGACAAAAUGAAGGGAAAUCGCCCCCCCCCCCCCCGCCUCACAUUUUAAAAGACUCCUGGAAAUAAUGAGAUUUGAUGCUAUAACAUCAAGGUUGUUGAGAAAGCUGUGUUUGAGUGAUGUUAUUUAUCUUGUUGUGUGCCGACACCCUGUAAUGAUGACCUGUCACUCUUCUCUGUUUUGUGCUCUAUAUUUAUAUAUGAUCAGGCUUUUUUUUCACUGUAUUUCUUUGGAUUUAUCACCCAUUUUUUGUGCCAUACCUGCAACUAAUGAAAAAAUAAAGAAAAGGAAUAUUU